GGGCUCGCCGCGCCUGAGCAACCCCUGUCUGCCGCUGUCGCCGCCGCCGCCGCUGGCCCGCACUCGCCCGGAGCGCAGGGUGUCUGCCCCGCUGCGCGCCGCGCGCGGAGGCUCCGGCGCCCGCCGCUGCGCCCUCCAGCCCCCGCUCCUCGCGCCGGCCCGCGCGGGUCCCGGCGGGCGCGAACCCACCAUGCAGCUGCAGUUCCGGAGCUGGAUGCUGGCUGCGCUCACGCUGCUCGUGGUCUUCCUCAUCUUCGCGGACAUCUCGGAGAUCGAAGAAGAAAUCGGGGAUUCUGGAGGCAGAGGUACAAUCAGAUCAGCUGUGAACAGCUUACAUAGCAGAUCUAAUAGAGCUGAAGUUGUAAUAAAUGGUUCCUCGUCGCCAGCUGUUGUUGACAGAAGUAAUGAAAGCAUUAAGCACAACAUCCAGCCCGCCUCGGCCAAGUGGAGGCACAACCAGACGCUGUCUCUAAGGAUCAGGAAGCAGAUCUUGAAGUUCUUGGAUGCUGAAAAGGACAUUUCUGUCCUCAAGGGGACCCUGAAGCCCGGAGACAUUAUUCAUUACAUCUUCGACCGUGACAGCACAAUGAACGUGUCCCAGAACCUCUACGAUCUGCUCCCCAGAACGUCUCCGCUGAAGAACAAGCACUUCCAGACUUGUGCCAUCGUGGGCAACUCGGGGGUCUUGCUGAACAGCGGCUGCGGGCAGGAGAUUGACACGCAUAGCUUUGUCAUAAGGUGCAACCUGGCCCCCGUGCAGGAAUAUGCCCGGGAUGUGGGGCUCAAGACAGACCUGGUGACCAUGAACCCCUCCGUCAUCCAACGGGCCUUUGAGGACUUGGUCAACGCCACUUGGCGGGAGAAGUUGCUGCAGCGACUGCACAGUCUCAAUGGCAGCAUCCUGUGGAUUCCCGCCUUCAUGGCCAGGGGCGGCAAGGAGCGCGUUGAGUGGGUCAACGAGCUCAUCCUGAAGCACCGCGUCAACGUGCGAACUGCAUACCCCUCUCUGCGCCUGCUGCACGCCGUCCGCGGAUACUGGCUGACCAACAAAGUCCACAUCAAAAGACCCACCACCGGUCUCUUGAUGUACACCCUGGCCACACGUUUCUGCAACCAGAUCUACCUCUAUGGCUUCUGGCCCUUUCCACUAGAUCAGAACCAGAACCCCGUCAAGUACCACUAUUACGACAGCCUCAAGUAUGGCUACACCUCCCAGGCCAGCCCCCACACCAUGCCUUUGGAGUUCAAGGCCCUCAAGAGCCUGCAUGAGCAGGGGGCUUUGAAACUGACUGUUGGCCAGUGUGACGGGGCCACGUAAGCUGGGCACCUCGUGGGACUCAGUGGCUCACAUUUCCUGCCAGCUACACCACAGGCAGAUGGGAGUCGGGGUGGUACAAAUUAUACAACAAGCAGGCUAGUGGUUUUCUUUGUUCAAGUGUAAAACAGUGACCAGAAUAUAUAUAUCUAUACCUGCAUAUAUAUAUUGACCUGAGUAUUUAUAACUGUGUGGUGUUCAUCUAGCAUUAGGCAGAUAAGCCACAGGAAGAAGGUGUGGAGAACCCACCCAAACCAGAUGGAGACUCAGUCCAUCUUUAAGGGCAGAAGGACUUGACAUGAAAAAGAAGCCAGUCCCAUGACUUUGGAUGACAAAAUGCUUCCUGGAUUGGAGAGAUCUUUGGGCUCAUGGAUGGAUGGAGAGCCACCUGUUGGCAGCUGCCCCAAGCCUCUGAGAUAUGUGGAUCCUGGGUGAGCCAAGACCCAGAAGGGACAUCUUGACCCAAGUCUAAAAUGGUGCUGUUCACAGAGGAGAAGGAGAUUGAGGGGUCCAGCCUGGCAGAGGAGUAUAGGGACACUGGGAAGCAGAAGCCGCUUCAGAGCCGUGGGCCUUGUUCCACAAACUUGGAGUUUAGCUCUCCCAGGGAUGAUCCCCGGUGGACCCACCUGUCCCAGCCAGGCUUCCACAGCUGUGGAGGGAAGGCUAGAGAAGAAACUAUGGUCAGUGCACAUAGGUUCUGGCUUUGCAAGAACCACCAAGGACCUGGACAGAGCAGGCAGAUGACACUAAAGAGCCUUACGUUUUUCAAAAUUUGAGACCUCCUGCUCAGGGGGCAUUCCGCCCCACAGUAAGGCAGAAGCGUGUCCAGAAUGUGGUGGUUUGGUGGGUGUUCUUUAAGGCAAGUAGAGUCCACCAAGGAGCAAGGGGCCCUGGGAUUCCACCCUCUGGGUUAGCCCCCUUCCUGCUCUGUUAGAAUGUCACUGGAGGGACCGGACUGUCCCCUUCUGCCACCGGGGAAGCCAUGGCAAAAGCCUGAAAGGGCACCAUCAAGAUAAAUGUCACCCUUUUUAAAAUAUACAUGAUUGCCUUUCUGGGUGCCUCACAGAGCCCCAGAGCGUGAGACCUGAAAAAAUGUUAAGCACCCAGCUUCAUUUCUCUGUAACUGCUCUGUUUGCUUUCUGCAUCCUGCACUCGGGGGGCCUGUGCAGCCAGACUGCCUGUGUCAAUGUCACUUCCUUAUCAUCUUCCUAUCCUGAUGGUCACAUUAGCCGGCGCUGAGCUCCAACACUGAGGCUUUCAAGUCUGCAGGGAGCGGUUCCAAUCCCACCUCGACCCCCACCGGCCCACCCUCCCCCACGGAGGCAAUGAUUUUAGAAUUUCACGAAGAUCCUUCUUGCCCCCUAUUAAGAUUAAUAGUUAAGACUUUUUUUUUUUUUUUUUUUAACCCAAAGCCAAACGCAGUAUCCAAAUAGCGGACACAAUCUCCCUGGGGAAAUCUGGGCUCCAUGCCAAUCACUUAGGGGCUAGAAUCAGAGGUCACAUACAGACAAGCAUCAGCCGGCCUGAUUAGUUAGAUGUAUUCCCUCACCUGAUAAAUAACAGUGUUUUCAAACAUGUUUGCAAGAUAAGUAAAAAACCAUUAUCUUGAAGGUGAAGGGAGUUAAGAAAAGCAACCCAGAUCUGCUCCCAAGCGCAUGCGACCGGACAUAAUUAAUCAGCGGCAAUUCAGAACAGGACGUUGGCUCUAAAUUCAUGACUGAGGGGAAGAAGAGGCUGUGGGAGGGUACGCAGAACCAUCAACCCCCGCACGUGGAUACCCCAGCUCCAAACCGCGACUACGAUUGCCACCCUGCAUCUCUGUGUUUCUUCCCUUGUUGUUCUUGCCGUUGAUGCUCGAAGUCUGAGAUUUGGGAUUUGCGUUAUAAAAUGAGUAUUUUAAAAAGCAACAGCCCUAACAGCCUCUGUGGGAACUGAGUGGUUGGACUCCCUCACAAGAAAUGGAAGUAAUUAGUAUCAUAUUUUACACUUCUCCAGGGCCUUUCAUCUUGAGGAUCUCAAAGGCCCUGGAAGACAUUUAACGUCUGAAGCUGGCAAUGCCCUGGGGAACAGGUAGAAUUGCCUGGGUCUCAGUGGAUUAACUAAGGCUUUGGACUCCAGAACGUUCCAGUGGUGAGUCCUAGGGAAGCUGGGAUGCCAGGUCCUGGGGUUGGCCCCACGCUCUGUGUACCGGCCAGAGCUCCGUGGAAGAGAUGAUUUUCCUUCUGUCCCAUAUUGAGCAUUGUCCCCCAUUGUCCCAUAUUGUCCCAUUGUCGUGGCUCCUUUAAACUGACAGUGGCGGCUGUUGAAGUAGAAGGAGCCCUGAGAACCUGUCCUCAGCUUCUCCCCAGAGAAGGGCUGGGGAGCCAGGACCAUCCACACCCUUCUGUUCCCCAGCUCACAGGUCCUGCGCCACCAGAAUGCUCUGGCCACUGAUGGCAGAAGCUCCAGGGGUCUGGGCUCCCCCACCGGCUCCUGCUCCUCCAGCUGGGUGCACAGUCAGGAGGCAGCCUGCCCCCUCUCCCCAUUCAGAGAAGUUCAGUUUGACUGAGGCGACACCGUAGCCUCUGGCACAGGCCAGCUAGCCUGGGUGGCCCCGAGUCCCAGCCUGCAUCCUGUCCCUACCACCUGGUCCACCACCUUGUGACGACAGUGGGCAUGGCCAUCCUCGGAGCAGGAGACCCUUCCAGUCACCUCCUGUUGACCGUUAGUCCCCAGUACUCUGCCAUCACCCACCCUGGAGCCCCCGAGACCCCCAUGCCCCUCAAGUCCCCAGAUGACCACCGCCCUCCAGCAGCCACCUCCUUGGCUGAUGGAGCCAUCUAAAACAGCAUCUCUCCUCCAGAUCUCCUGCUCUCUUUCCUCCCUGCUCCCCUCCUUCCUCCCAUUUCUGGGAGGAAGUGACAUCUGUCCUCUGACCAGUGACAUUUUCCCCAGCCACUCCUCUGCCACCUCUGUCCUCACUUCCAGUAGCACACACCACCCAUCCCGGCUUCUGCGGCCUCUUCCCUCCCUUCCCAUCACUACCAGCCUUGGGAAGCGGUCUCUGGUGCUUGUGCUGAGGUCCCCCCAACCUGGCCUCCAUGCUCCAGGGACCUGCAACUCAGCACCCUCCACGUGGCCACAUCAAAAGACCCCUUGUCAUCCCCAAGCUCCCCACAUGGCUUGGUUCCAGAGUGACCCUUCCUGGAGACCCCUGUCCCCUUGGUGCCCAGGAUGCCAUGCUCUCCUCCCUUCCCAAUGCCUCAUCAUGUAUUUAUGUAUUUAUUUAUUUAUGUAUUUAUGAUUUAUUUAUUGCCACCCUUACCUGGAUCCAAAAAGGACCCGAGGAGGGUCAGACCAUAUUUCCUUCUCUCCACCUUGCCCCACCACAUGGACACUCUGUACAUGGGCGCCUUCCGUGGCAUCCCCACACUACCCCUUGGUGGCGCCAUAGACCUCAUGCACCCAAAGGCAAGUUUAUCACGUCUGCCCCCCCUUCUGCCACAAUCCUCUCUCUUCAUGAGAAAAGCCCCACGACCUUCUCAACCACCCAAGUCUGAGACCCAAAAGUCAUCUUCGACUCUUCUCCAGGGGUCCCCUUGUCACCCCUCCCCACCAGCUCUGUCCUUGCCUCCCCGUGGCUCACACAAUUGCAGCAGCAUGCUCCCUUGCCCUCACUCUGGGCACGUUGGCACACCCCCGGCAUCCUGCACCUGCAUGGCAAUUUUUAUCUCCAGCCAUUCACAAAACUUUAAACAUUCCCCUGACCCACAAAAUAAAGUACAAGUCUUCACCCUGACACUAUAGACCACCCAGUAACACCCCAUUCCUUCUUUACACCUUGCACUGGUCCAUCUAGAAUUGUUGCUACUUCUGGAAGGGGUGCCCGGGUUUCCUGUCUCUGUGCCUUUGGUCUUGCUGUUCUUCUUCUGUUCCCUUCAAGGCCCAUUCAGAAACUACAUCUUCCAUGAAGCCCUCCCUGAUCUACCAACCACUGGGAUCUCUCCCUCCGCUGGACCACCAUAGCACUUUAUUUGUACCUUUCUCAUGGCACUUACCAUACUCUGCCUUGUAUUAUAGUUAUUGUGCACUUGUCCUAUGACCGUUCUUAGAUUGUAAGCUCGCCAAGGGCAGGGACUGUGUUUUACUCAUCUGUGUCCAUCACAGCACCAGGAGAGGUGCAUAGCACACAGCAGUUGCUCAAUAAAUGUUUGUUGGAUUAAAUCCUGAAUGCCUGUGGA
Messenger RNA from Acinonyx jubatus (cheetah), 5535 nucleotides. RefSeq names its product ST8 alpha-N-acetyl-neuraminide alpha-2,8-sialyltransferase 2 (gene ST8SIA2). The record is from RefSeq and is a predicted model, not a curated record. Gene Ontology annotation, biological process: oligosaccharide metabolic process; N-glycan processing. Bases 191 to 1318 code for a protein of 375 amino acids. Gene Ontology annotation, molecular function: alpha-N-acetylneuraminate alpha-2,8-sialyltransferase activity. The transcript is spliced from 6 exons. Lineage: Eukaryota; Metazoa; Chordata; Mammalia; Carnivora; Felidae.